Agrilus planipennis (emerald ash borer) is the source of this 1382-nucleotide messenger RNA. RefSeq names its product 26S proteasome regulatory subunit 6B. Lineage: Eukaryota; Metazoa; Arthropoda; Insecta; Coleoptera; Buprestidae. Gene Ontology annotation, molecular function: proteasome-activating activity; ATP hydrolysis activity; ATP binding. The record is from RefSeq and is a predicted model, not a curated record. Gene Ontology annotation, biological process: proteasome-mediated ubiquitin-dependent protein catabolic process. Gene Ontology annotation, cellular component: proteasome regulatory particle, base subcomplex. The transcript is spliced from 5 exons. Bases 80 to 1309 code for a protein of 409 amino acids.
AAAAUUUUAUAGGUUAAGUUUCUGAGAAAUUAACGAGUCAUUGUUUUAUUAUUUAUAGAAAUUAAAAUAUUCUAAAGCAAUGGAUACAACUGAAACUAUCAUUAGUGAUAAGGAGGAUGCAAAUCCUACAGAACAAAAGCAGAAUCUUCAGGAAAUGGACAUUGAAGAUUUGUAUACUAAAUAUAAGAGAUUACAACAGAUGUUAGAAUUUUUGGAAGUUCAAGAGGAGUACAUCAAGGAUGAACAGAGAAACUUGAAGAAAGAAUACCUCCAUGCUCAAGAAGAAGUGAAAAGGAUCCAAUCAGUCCCCUUAGUAAUUGGUCAGUUUCUUGAAGCUGUAGAUCAAAAUACUGGCAUUGUUGGUUCAACUACAGGUUCUAACUAUUAUGUACGAAUCCUUUCAACAAUUGACAGAGAACUUUUGAAACCAUCUGCUAGUGUUGCCCUGCAUAAACAUAGCAAUGCCUUGGUUGAUGUUCUUCCUCCUGAAGCAGAUUCAUCAAUUAGUAUGUUACAAGCAGAUGAAAAACCUGACGUUCAAUACAGUGAUAUUGGUGGCAUGGACAUGCAAAAGCAGGAAAUACGAGAAGCUGUGGAGCUCCCUUUGACACAUUUUGAACUGUACAAACAGAUUGGAAUUGAUCCACCAAGAGGUGUAUUAAUGUAUGGACCUCCAGGAUGUGGCAAGACAAUGUUGGCCAAAGCAGUAGCACAUCAUACUACUGCUGCUUUUAUUCGAGUUGUUGGGUCUGAAUUUGUUCAAAAAUAUCUGGGUGAAGGACCUCGAAUGGUGAGGGAUGUUUUCAGACUUGCUAAAGAGAAUGCACCAGCUAUCAUUUUCAUUGAUGAAAUUGAUGCAAUUGCCACAAAAAGAUUUGAUGCUCAAACUGGAGCUGAUAGAGAGGUCCAGAGAAUCCUUUUGGAACUUCUCAAUCAAAUGGAUGGUUUUGAUCAAACUACUAAUGUUAAGGUUAUUAUGGCAACCAAUAGGGCAGACACUUUGGAUCCUGCUUUACUUCGUCCUGGUCGUUUGGACAGGAAAAUAGAAUUUCCUCUGCCAGACCGUAGACAAAAACGUCUCAUUUUCAGCACAAUUACUUCAAAAAUGAACCUUUCUGAAGAGGUUGAUUUGGAAGAUUAUGUAGCAAGACCAGAUCGUAUUUCUGGGGCUGAUAUUAAUGCCAUUUGUCAAGAAGCUGGAAUGCAUGCUGUAAGGGAAAAUCGUUAUAUUGUGCUGCCAAAAGAUUUUGAAAAAGGAUACAAAAAUAACAUCAAAAAGGACGAGAGUGAGCACGAGUUUUAUAAGUAAUUUCUUAGUAUCUAGGUCUUCUGUAUUCAUUCAUUGAAUAAUCUUAAAUAUAUUCCUUUUCUUUCUGAAAAAA